UUGGAGAUGUAGCAAAAUAUAGCUUAGAUGCAAAAUUUGCGCAAUUGCAUUUAAAUCUUACACGACAAGGGCAGGGAAAUAGUCAUAGCUUGAGAUGUCGAUAAGUGUAACGAGUGCAAAAUGCCUGGUAUUAUAGUUUUUGGUCGUCGAUGGUCUGUCGGCUCUGAUGACUUUAUUUUGCCAGCUCUGUUUUUGUUGAUAUUGCACAUAUCAUGGGUUAUUGGACUGGCUAUUAUUUUUGGCCUGAUAGAGUUCGACCAAGAGGUUGCAUGCUCCAGGGAUCUUCACGAUCAUAUUCUCGGCUAUCUGGUGAUCUUGUCGGUAUGUGUUGUCCUGGAGGCCGUGAUCGCGGGUGUCAGUCUGCGUGGAGGGAUCCUUGACAGUGGACCUCGUGAUAGUAUGCAAUAUCUCCUGUAUGGAAGACUUCUUAUAUUACUUGGAGAAGUGUCUUGGCUGGUUGUUGGAGUGGUUUGGUUUGUAAGACAUUAUACCACGUGUCAUCCAGUUGCUGCAAAGAAAGCUGUAUUAGGCGUGGUUGUGUGCAACUGGAUAGUGAUGCUGUCCGUGCUGAUCUCACUGUGGUGUACGUUCGACUCGGCCGGGCGCAAGUGGGUGAAGAUGAAGAAGUACCAGGAGAGUCUGAAGGAGAGCAGAAAGGCUAGCCAUCGAGUUUCGGGCAGCACGCGGCGGAACUGGAGACAGAGGUCUAGAGUUAUAAAGGGCUUUUUUCUUCAGAAGCUACGCAGGAAAGCCUUCCGUGCCUAUGAAGAAAGCUGGGACCGUCGCCUACAGCUUCUCUGCUGCUGUGUGAAAAGGAAAGGCAGGAAUCAAAACUCCCUUGCAGAAAUUGCUCAACUUUUAACUGAAUUCUUCCGUGAUUUGGACGUGGUGCCUUCUGAUGUCAUAGCUGGCCUCGUACUGCUUCGGCAGUCUCAGAAGAAGCGCAUGAAACUGACUGUGGAACAGGGCAGCAAUGAUGUGUACCAGUAUUUAUCUGGAGUGCCAAUCACCCCCCAGACCCAGUUCCUACAGCUGAGUGAGCCCGACGUGAUGAGUGACUACCAGAAACUCAUCCAUUACAUGAGGUUUGCACUCGCUGCCUACGGCUGGCCGGGCUACUUCAAGGCCAACCCAGGAACCUGGCUCUGUCGGUUGACACCCUUCCUCAGCUGUUGCUGCUGUAUGAAACGAGAUACUCCUUCAGUUGCGGGUGACAACUGCUGCUUGUGUAAUUUUGCCGCACUGAGACGCAUAAGCAAACUGCAGGUGUUUGAUGUAGUGUAUGCCACCUAUCAUGUGGAUAUUGGGGAGACACCAUUCUUUGUUGCUCUUGAUCAUUGUUACAAGAAGGUCGUCGUGUGUGUUCGUGGCACAAUGUCUUUACAGGAUGUUUUGACUGACCUGAAGGCUGAACCAGAAGUGUUGCCUUUGAAUCCUCCUCAAGAGGACUGGCUAGGACAUAAGGGCAUGGUCCAAGCUGCUCUGUAUAUCAAGAAAGAGUUAAACACAAAGCAGAUUAUCUGUAAGGCAAUGAAUGAGGCUGAGGAGAAGACCUCGGAGAAGUAUGACCUGGUGAUGGUCGGUCACUCACUGGGAGCAGGCACAGCCGCCAUCCUGGCGAUUCUUCUUCGACAGGAGUACCCCACUCUACACUGCUAUGCUUACUCGCCACCGGGAGGUCUGCUCAGUUUGACCUGUGUGGAAGAAACCAAGUGUUACAUCACGUCUGUUGUUGUCGGCAAGGAUUGUGUGCCAAGAAUUGGUCUACCUCAGAUGGAACUUCUUCGAACAGAUAUUAUUAACAUGAUCAAAGAAAGUUCAGAACCCAAGUGGAAAAUCAUAUCCUCUGCCAUGUCGUGUUGCCUUGGCAAGGAAGAUGAGAAAAAGUCGUCGGCUGACCACAUGUUGAGGAGGGACGUGACGGCGCACCCUAGCGACGCCCACAUCGGUUUGUCGGCCACCGCACCGCUCUACCCGCCAGGAACCAUCAUCCAUGUUGUCAGGACACACCCGCCUCAGGAAAAGAGUUCACUGUGUUGUGACAAUCCCAAGCCGGUGUACCAAGCCGUGUGGGCCAAUAAUGCUGAUUUUGAUGAAGUUCUCAUCUCGCCAACGAUGAUUAACGACCAUAUGCCAGACAGCGUACUGGAUGCUCUCGAACGGGUACUUGUUAAAGUCGGACCACCCAAGCCAGUCCGGACACUGACGGAGGCCGAAAGAAAGGUCCUACUGUCCCACGACUCGUUGUCCUCCAAACAUUCAUCACCUCUUAAAGAUGGCGUGGAGAUGAAUUUCCCAUCAAACUGGUGUUCGGCCAGCAACACCCACAGCUCGGCAACAAACGACUACUCGACUGCGGACCACCAGUGGGAAGACAUUCCUCUCCAGUCGUCGAGCGGAGGGAACACUUCGCGCGACCUUCUCGAACCAGACUCGGUCUCGCAGCCAUCCAGCACGGACGCAUGUCCUGAAGACAUCAGACGACACGUGGCACUGACGCUGAGGUUCCAACAGGACUACAAGGUGGAAACAGCACCGCUGGCCAGUCCAGAAACGCUGUCGGCAUCUUCAAGUCUCGCCCUCAUCAGCUCGGCUCCUGAUGGGAAGGUCUACAGACUGCAGCCCAGUUUCUCCGAGCUUGAAACCAUAGCCCAGUCUCCAGAGCAUAGGGUACAAAAUGAUGUGUUGAGUAACAUGCAGAGCUCUCGGGUCGGUCGUCCCAAUAACGAUGAUGGUAGCUUGUUAAACAAGAGUGAAGUGGCCGAUCUGUGUAUGAGUAACACAGACAGUAAUCUGAACUCGACAAACGAGAAGGACAGAUGUGAAAGGGAUGUCUCUAAAAACUUCAACAUUGAUGCAGUGGUCACAGUCUGUGAGAUGCCUCAGCAGCAGGAGCAGAAGCUUGUUCCUAAGGUUAACAGUUACGUGACUGAACCGGCAGAUAAUGCCGGGAGGCCCAGAACAGCCCUGACGGUGGUGAAGGAGAAUGUCACCAUUUCGCAGCACUCCCCGGAUGAGUGCACUCAGUUUGAAUACGGCCACCCUAACUUGCACUACUCUCCUGCUGGAACAGGCUACCCAUAUGGAGCUUAUCAGCCUCCCGUGAAUUCCUGCAGACCCUCUAGUUGUGCCCAGCCGGCUGCUUCUGUUCACACCCACGGUGUUAAAAGCAAACAUCCUCCUCCUAUGAGGCACUGUACGUCGGCAGGGGCACUGCUACAGCCAGCUAUCGCACACAUCCGUCGGUCACCAGAAAUGACGGACAUUGCAUACAUCGAGGACAGUGCAAUGGUAUUCGAAGGAACCCAGAUCAAAGAGGAAAUGUCGUUUGAUAUCGAGCAAGAUCUUCAAGAGGGAGGUGCUGCUAAUACUACUACUACUUCUGGAGCAAAAAUCUUUGACUUUACAACCACUGAAGCUGAAAUUGUGUGACAUGAUCAUGAUGACUGAAGUAAAAACUACACCAUGUGAAAUGCACAUUUUACCUACAAAGCAGAAGUACUCAUUUAUAUGUGAUUUGGUUAUGUCUACUGCAGAGGGUUUCAUGCAUCUGUAGGUUAUUGUUUUGUCCAUUUGUUAACUGCUGCAAUGGUU
Gigantopelta aegis is the source of this 3594-nucleotide messenger RNA. Its product is annotated as diacylglycerol lipase-alpha-like. Gene Ontology annotation, biological process: lipid metabolic process. NCBI's taxonomy places the organism in Eukaryota, Metazoa, Mollusca, Gastropoda, Neomphalida, Peltospiridae. The transcript is spliced from 18 exons. Gene Ontology annotation, cellular component: postsynaptic membrane; dendrite membrane. The record is from RefSeq and is a predicted model, not a curated record. The coding region runs from base 121 to 3432 and encodes 1103 amino acids.